CAUGCCUUCUCCUUCCUCCGCCAUCCCUAUGAGGAAAUAUGAGGUCUUCCUGAGCUUUAGUGGCCAAGACAUCCGCCAUAGUUUUGUUAGUCAUCUCCGCGAAGCCCUGUGUCAACACCAAAUCAAUACAGUCGUGGAUGAAACCCUUGAAAAAGGAGAAGAAAUCUCUCUUACCCUCAUGAAAAAAAUUGAAGAAUCAAAUAUUUCAGUAGUUAUUUUCUCCAAAAGCUAUGUUUAUUCUCCUUGGUGUUUGGACGAACUCGUAAAAAUACUCGAAUGCAGGGAUUCCAUGCAGCAAAUAGUUUUGCCACUUUUUUACCACGUGGAUCCCGAAGAUUUUCAAGAGCUCAAAGGGUGUAUUGGGGAUGCACUUGCUAAGUAUAAAAAAGAAUUCAUGAACAAUUCCAGCAUGGUUGACAGAUGGAGCCAUGCGUUGAUGGAAAUAGCCAAGAUUACAGGGUGGGAUUCAAAGAACAUCAAGCCUGAGUCCAAAUUGAUUAAGAAAAUUGUCAACGACAUUUGGAAGAAAUUGAAUCAAAUGUCCAUAAAUGAUUUUAAUCAUGGCUUAGUUGGAAUUGAUUCACGCAUCAAAGAAGUUGAAUCACUGUUAUCUAUUAGAUCAGAAGGUGUACAUUCCCUAGGAAUUUGGGGAAUCGGUGGUAUAGGUAAAACAACCAUUGCUGGGGUUCUAUACAAUCGAAUCUCUGCUCAAUUUGAAAGUCAGUGUUUUGUUGCAAAUGUGAGGGAAGAAUUAGAAAAGCACACCAUAGUUCAUUUACGAGAUGAAAUCCUUUCCAAGCUGUUGGGGGUAGAUAUAAAGAUUGGCAUACCUAAUGUUUUACCAUCUUUCGUUAAGAACAUGCUUUUGAAGAAGAGGGUUCUUAUUGUUCUUGAUGAUGUGAGCAGUCCCCUGCAGUUAAAAUCUUUGCUGGAAGAGCACGAUUCAUAUGGUUCAGGGAGCAGAAUUAUUAUAACAAGUAGGAAUAAGCAAGUGCUCAAGUAUGGAUGUGCCAAAAUUUAUGAGGUUAAGGAGCUAAUUCCCCAUGAAGCUUUUCAGCUCUUUCGAUUUCAUGCAUUGAAGCAAAAUCGACCCUCAGAAGCGCAUGUGCAUUUGUUAGAAAGGGCUAUGAACUAUGCUGAAGGCAUUCCAUUAGCUCUUAUAGUGUUAGGUUCGAACUUAUGUGAUAAGCAUAUUGAAGAAUGGGAAAGUGAAUUGGUAAAGUUAGAAGGCACUCCCAAUAAGGAUAUUCAAAACAUUCUGAGAAUUAGUUAUGAUGGACUAGAUCAGAAUGAAAAGAAUAUAUUUCUUGAUGUUGUGUGUUUCUUUAAAGGGGAAGACAAAGAUCGGGUUAUAAAUAUAUUAGAUAGCUUUGGUUUCUCUGCUAAAAGUGGAAUAAGUCAUCUCAAUGACAAGUCUCUUAUAACAAUUUCAGAAAACAAGUUAGAGAUGCAUGAUUUGCUACAGCAAAUGGGCAAGGAUAUUGUUGACCAAGAAUGUAUAAAACAACCUGGAAAGCGUAGCAGGUUAUGGAACUACAAGGAUAUCUAUCAUGUAUUAACCAAGGAUAAGGGGACUGCGAGAGUUGAAGGCAUAAUUCUAAACAUGUCCCAAAUUAGAGAUAUGGAACUAAGUUCUACAGUCUUCAUGAAAAUGGAAAAUCUUAGAUUCCUGAAAUUCUUCAAUCCUUGUUCUGCUAAAAACAAAGUGUAUUUUCCUAAGGGCCUCAAAUUUCUUCCUGAUGGGCUAACGUUUCUUCAGUGGGAUGGAUGCCCUCUUAAAUUCUUGCCAUCAAAAUUUUCCCCCAAGAAUCUCAUUGAAUUUCACAUGCGUGAAAGCCAACUCAAACGACUUUGGACUGAAGAUCAGAUUCCUGAAAAUUUACAAUUUGUGGACCUUAGCCAUUCUAUGAACCUAAUUAGAAUACCAGAGUUGUCUAAAUUCCCAAAACUUAAGGUUUUGCAUUUGAAGGAUUGUACAAGUUUGGUUGAGAUUUCCACUUCUUUAAUGUAUGAUAGCAAGCUUAAUGAUCUAAAUCUUGAAAACUGCAAAAGUCUUUGUCGUUUUCCAAGCUGCCUUUUUUUGAGAAACCUUGAAAACCUUACUUUGAAAGGUUGCUCAAAAUUGGCAAGUCUUCCAAGCAGCAUUGGGGAGUUGAAAUCUCUUCAUUAUCUUGAUCUCCAAGGAUGCUCAAACCUAGCAAGUCUUCCAAAUGGCAUUGGCGAGUUGAAAUAUCUUCAACAUCUUGAUCUCGGGAGAUGCUCACAACUAGGAAGCCUUCCAAGCAGCAUUUGUGAGUUGAAAUGUCUCCUGCAUCUCGAUCUUAAGGAAUGCUCAAAACUAGUAAGUCUACCUAUUAGCAUCGGAGAGUUGAAAUGUCUCAAGCAUCUUGAUCUCAAGGGAUGCUCAAAGCUCGCGAACCUUCCGGUCAGCAUUGGCAAGUUGAAAUGUGAGAAUGUUUAUUUAAAUGGAUGCUCAAAACUAGCGAGUCUUCCAGGCAGCAUUUGCAAUCUUAAGUCUCUUACCCGCCUUGAUGUCACGGAUUGUGUAAAUCUCAAGGUAUUGCCAGAGAACUUGGGCAAUUUAAAAUCUUUGACGGCGCUUUACGCAGUUAGAAGUGGCAUAAAAGAAUUGCCAUGCUCCAUCAAUCAAUUGAGGGAAUUGAGGGAUUUAAGAUGCAGUGGAUGUAAGGGUUUGGUAUUGCCUCCAUUAACAGGUCUUUCGAGUCUAGAGCAGAUUUCUCUAGAGGGAUGUGGUAUAUUAGAAAUUCCUGACAGUCUCGGCUCUUUAUCAACACUGCAUCGGUUAUAUUUAGGAGGAAACAAUUUCAAGAGUAUACCUGCAAGCAUCAAACACCUUUCUGAGCUGUACGAACUUGAUUUAAGAGAUUGCAAGAGACUUCAAUGUUUACCAGAGCUUCCUUCAGCUGUGAGAUAUUUAGUGGCGAGCAACUGCACAUCUAUGAAAUCAGUAUCAACUGCGUUGGCGGAAGGUUGUAAGGAUACCUUUUUGUGGCUGGAUCUCGGUGAUUGCAUCAAUUUGGAUCCAAAUGCACGUAGCAAAUUAAUGGAUUCUAUACUGCUGAGAUUCCAAAGCAUUGAACGGCCAUGGGAAUCCAGUGUGAUUGACCAGAGCAAUGGGACAUUGUUUCGAUGGAUGGAUAAGGCAUGUAUCCCAGGAAGCCAAGUUCCUCCAGGGAUGAGGUACAAAAAUAACAACGGAUCUUCUUUGAUUUUGUCGAUGAGAGCUGAGCCAUACUGCUACACUAGUGACUGCAUUCAUAUCGCUUUUUCUGCUGUUGUUGCAACCCAUGUUUAUAGUUCUCGUGAUUUCAUUGAUAUUGGAUGUGAAUGCUGCUUCGCAACCGAGUCAGGCCAAACCCUUCAUUUCGAAUCCUCUUGGUAUGACACCAGCUUUGCAGAUGGAAGUAAGAUGCAUAAUGUGUUGAUUUGGUAUUCGGCAUAUGAUUUCGACAUCAAAUGCCGUCUCAGUGAGGCCUCAUUUCAAUUCUACGCUAAGGAAGAAGGAAAUGUCCGCAAUAGCAAGGCAAUAGUCAAGUGUGGAGUCCAUCUGCUGUUUGACGAUGAUGUUGAUAGCCUCCUCUCAUCUUCCAGAUUGGAUAAGAUCCAACCCACGAGUUGGGUUCUCAAAAUGGCUUAUAAGCAGCGAUUUUAUACUGAAUCGAGGUUAUAUUUUCCUCACUUCCCAGACGAUGAUGAGUGUGAGAAGGAUGAGCUUCCCCUUCAAAAUUUGGAAGAGAUUGAUCAAGAGUUAAAAUGCCUGGAUUUAAAUCUCUCUAUCUUUGUUUUGUUCACCUCAAUGAUCUGCCCGGCUACGUCAAGACAUAACGAAGCCGAAGCCCACCCCAGGACCCAUGUUGUCUUUAUUCUGAUGAUCCUCUCGGUAUGUUUGGAACUACUUUCCUUCAAUUCUUCUUUGUCUCUUCAUGGAAUGCGAGUAACUGAUUUAAAUUAGUCAUUUGUCUGUGCAUUGCCUGAAUUUUAAAUUUUCUUAAUUAUUGUUGUAUUUAAUUAUGGAUAAUCAAUUUAUUAUUUGAUUGUAUUUUUAAUUA
Messenger RNA from Hevea brasiliensis (rubber tree), 4070 nucleotides. Its product is annotated as disease resistance protein RPV1-like. Gene Ontology annotation, biological process: signal transduction; defense response. Lineage: Eukaryota; Viridiplantae; Streptophyta; Magnoliopsida; Malpighiales; Euphorbiaceae. Gene Ontology annotation, molecular function: protein binding; ADP binding. The transcript is spliced from 5 exons. Bases 2 to 3973 code for a protein of 1323 amino acids. The record is from RefSeq and is a predicted model, not a curated record.